Messenger RNA from Candidula unifasciata, 1791 nucleotides. The record is from the annotation of a GenBank genome assembly. Lineage: Eukaryota; Metazoa; Mollusca; Gastropoda; Stylommatophora; Geomitridae.
AUGAUUGACAGUCAAACUCCAGCCAGACAGACAUUCUGUGGCUCCCUGCGCAGAGAAGGGCACUGGAAGUGUCUGUCCUUGACCUUGAUGAUUGUCGGCUGCCUGACCGCCAUCUCAUGGUGCCACUUGCCGCUCCCGGGAAAGAGUUCCCGUGUGCAGCUCACACAAGGUUGGAGCCCUGUAAGGUUUGUUGCUAUACCCUACAUCCCUGUGGCUUGUGUGGUUAUGUUAUACCUGGUGUACCUGGUAGAGUGCUGGCACUCUUGUUGUUGGAGCUUGAUUGUUGCUGUUAUGCGGGCGGCACUACCCGUGAUUUGGUGGAAGGCCACCUGCUACCAUUAUGUGCGGCGUACCAGACAAGUGAUGCGCUAUCGAAACGGUGACGCCUUUACCUCGACACAGGUUUACUACGAGAGAGUUGACUCCAGUACUGCUGGAGCGGCCUUCAACUUCACCCAAUGUGGGGUCAGGGACAUUUCAAGACCUCUGGCAGAUUUAGAUUUGUACCCCGCAGUCAGAAUCCGAAUCAGCAAAGGCUUUUCUUUCGCGAACGUCGACACGGAGUGUCAGUUUGAGGAGCAACGUGCACAGUUCUUCCAGGAGUACGACACCAAAGAUGACUAUAUGGAAGGUCGAGAAGGAAUGGACCUCAUGAACGUCGACUUCAAGGAAUAUAUGAUCGCAUUUAGAGACCCCACACAUCUUCCAUGGUAUGUUUCCCGAGUUGCUUUCUGGCUGGCAUCCGUUUUUCUUCUGUCGUGGCCACUGAGAACUAUCACCGAGCUUAAAACCGCACAUCUUCACUACCACGUUCAUAAACUGUUUGGAUCCAAUUAUGUGGAAGGUGAGGAUUACAAUGGGUUAAUGAGUCGGGCAAGCACCAUGAACAGCACCGAGUUUGAAAUCAGUAUACGUAACAAUAAUGUUAUAGUUCCUAGCUAUUCAGAAGCCGUGCUGGCAGACGGGCAAGAACCAAUACAGCAAAAGCAUUACGGGGCUAUCAAAACGUAUACGACUAAAUUUCCGCGCAGUUUGACUAAUGUCACGUUGGCGGCUAGACCAUCUUCUGCUGGUCGGAGGUCUCUCACGCCCUCCGUAAUGAUGGAUCGGGUAAAAAAAUUUAAAAGCUGCAGCGCAUUUGGAAUUACGGAAUCCACAGACACCUGCACACAUCAAGGAUCUGUCCGUCAACAGAUCCAGCAAUUACUCCGAGAUCGUGGCAGGUUCCAGAGCAAGAGAAAAACCACGUCCCAGUUUAAUAUAUCCAGUUUGUCGUUAGCCAACGGAAAUGUUAGAUUCCACUUAGGAACGCCGGGAACGCCCGAAGAUUUUGUAGUAUCGCCUAGCUUUUCAUCGUAUUCUGUGGUCUCUUCUAGAAUAAACGACAUCCGCCAUGGCGUUUUGGAAAACGAUAAUGAGACUAAUUUACAAAGUGUUCUUCAGUGUGAACACCAAGUAAAACAAAAUGACCACCAAAUGAGGCCCACACAACUGGUCUCUACACAUCCACUACCAUUGGACAUCAAUCAUUCCACACAACUGGUCUCUAGACAUCCACUACCAUUGGACAUCAAUCAUUCCACACAACUGGUCUCUAGACAUCCACUACCAUUGGACAUCAAUCAUUCCACACAACUGGUCUCUAACAAUCCAUCACCACUGGACAUCAAUCAUUUCGCACAACUGGUCUCUAGACAUCCACUACCAUUGGACAUUAAUCAUUUCGCACAACUGGUCUCUAACCAUCCCCCACCACUGAACAUCAAUCAUUCGCACAAAACUGGUCUCUAA